This is a messenger RNA of Carassius auratus (goldfish), 1858 nucleotides long. RefSeq names its product CUB and zona pellucida-like domain-containing protein 1. Lineage: Eukaryota; Metazoa; Chordata; Actinopteri; Cypriniformes; Cyprinidae. Bases 41 to 1753 code for a protein of 570 amino acids. The record is from RefSeq and is a predicted model, not a curated record. The transcript has 9 exons.
CACUACAUUACCAACAACAACCACAACACUUACAACCACUAUGUUACCAACAACAACCACUACAAUAACCACUACAUCACCGACAACAACCAUUACAUCACUGACAACCACAAUGUCCCCAACAAAAACCACAACAACACCUAUAGCAACCAUUACAUCACCGAUGACAAGCAAUAUGUCACCAAAACCAACCACAACAACACCUUUGACAACCACGGAGACAACUACAAAUACUAAAACACCUAAAAUAACUACACCUACAACAACCACACCUGAACCUACUAAGACCACAUCUGAACUCACUACAACCACAAUACCCACAGUUAUACAAACAACAACCACUGCGGCAACAGAAACAGCUUUAACACUGAGCAAAAUACCCCUUCAGUUUUCUCUUCAAGUUGAUGGUCCAGCACCAUCUUGCACAGAGGGGGAAUAUCUACCCCGGUUCCUUCACCCAACACCACAUCACGGAGAACACCUGCAGGCUCGUGUGAAUGAAGAGCUUGAAAUCAGAGUGAAAGCUUUUGCAUCUUUUUCUAGAAUCAUUGAUGUCAUCAUUAGUGGACCACUGAACAGCACAAAGUAUAAAACCACCACUGGGGAAUAUGUGAUCUACUGGACACCAACUGCAGAAAACUAUGGACAACACUUUCCAUUUUGUUUCAUCGCAGAAGGACAAUACGGGUUUGAUAUUUACCAGUCUGAGAUGAGAUGCGUUGUUGCAAAGGUGAAUGCUGAAGGACCGGUGGCACAUGUAACCUGCACUCCAAACUCAAUGUCAGUGACAAUUGAGAGAUCCUCCAUCAAAAACCUCCAUGGUGACCAUUUGAGACUGAUAAAUCCGUCUUGUCAGGUUUACACCAACAGUACCUACGUGUUCACCAACACACUUCUAAAUGAAUGUGGUACUCAGAUUGAAGAGAACAAUAAUGAACUCAUCUUCAAGAAUAAAAUCAUUACAUUCGAUGAUCCCAGGGACAUUAUAACCAGAAAGAAUAAGCUAGAAAUUGAAAUUCUGUGCAAGUACCAGAAAAGAACCAACAUUACACUGGAGUUUGAUACUCACAGACCACCAAUCAUCAUCUCAGAAAAAGGUUUUGGCACAUUCAACUAUCAGUUUGAGUUUUAUGUUUCGGAAAAUUUCCACACCAGCAGAGGCUCAGAAUCUUACCCGCUUGAGUACGACGUGGGCGAUAAGAUCUACAUGAAGAUCGAGCCUGUCACUCCAGUCCUAAACACUGAGAUCUUCCUUGAGUCCUGUGUGGCUACACCUUACGAUAAUCCCAAUUACCCAAUCUCCUAUCCCAUCGUAAAGAACGGAUGCAACGUGGAUGAAACUGUUCAGUUUUUCUCAAGCCACCAACAAUAUGUCCAGUUUGAAAUGGAGGCCUUCAAAUUCAUUGAGUUCCAUGACCAGGUGUUCAUCAGCUGCUCAAUCAUCAUAUGCCAGGCCAACAAUCCCAACACCCGCUGCUCUCAGGGCUGUGUCAACAGCACAGUGGCUCCACCGUCCCACCACCAACACAAAAGAGAGGCUCCCAUCCAGACCAGCAGUCACUUCAUCUCCCAGGGGCCCCUGCGGCUAAAGAGGAGGGCAUCACAGGCCCCCGUAAGCCCGGGACUGAAUCUAAACCUCGUCGUCAUCGCUCUUUGUCUCUUGGCAACAGUUACCAUGGUGUGUGGAGUGAUCGUCUACAGAGUCAGAGGGCAAAGGAUGGGAUACAAACCUGUGCCAUCACAUGAGUUUUAGUCAUGUCAGCUGAUUUUUUUUCAAAGCAUAAUGCUUCAUUUUUCCUGUGAAAACAGACAAUUAACAAAACUACCAGUGUGCUUUCAAAAGUUGUGAUGGAAUGCC